This is a messenger RNA of Naegleria lovaniensis, 2253 nucleotides long. RefSeq lists its product as uncharacterized. NCBI's taxonomy places the organism in Eukaryota, Heterolobosea, Eutetramitea, Acrasida, Naegleriidae. Gene Ontology annotation, cellular component: cullin-RING ubiquitin ligase complex. The record is from RefSeq and is a predicted model, not a curated record. Gene Ontology annotation, molecular function: ubiquitin protein ligase binding. Gene Ontology annotation, biological process: ubiquitin-dependent protein catabolic process; protein ubiquitination. Bases 1 to 2253 code for a protein of 750 amino acids. The transcript is spliced from 2 exons.
AUGAGUGGUACAAACAAGACUCCUUUGGGAGGAUCAGGUAAAUUAGUGAUCCCAGGAUAUAUCCAAAGAAAGGGUCAAAUGGGUAAAAGCGAUGUGGAUGAUAAAUUGGAAAAGAUUAUCAGUGCCAUUGAUCAGAUCUAUCAAGAAAAUGCUUCAUCCUUGUCUUUCCAAGUACUCUACACAUCGGGUUAUCAAAUCGUGCUUCACAAGAACGGAGAUGCCCUCUAUGAAGGAGUGAGGUCAAAACUCUCUCAAUAUAUUCAAGGUGUACGAGAAAAGAUUAUGGAAUGUACCGAUGAAGGUUUUCUCAAGGAGCUUUUAAGACAAUGGGAAAAACACAGAACUUCCGUAAGCAUGGUACGAGACAUUCUCAUGUAUAUGGAUCGUAACUAUGUGAAACAAUACAAAAAGACACCAGUUUAUGAGCUUGGUAUUAAACUUUUUGGACAAGAAGUUUUCCACAAGAAUACGCUCGAAAGAAUUCAAAGGUUGAUUAUGGAUAUUAUUUACAAGGAUAGAUGUGGUGAAGUUGUUGCAGAUCGUUUCUUGAUGAAGAGUCUUACCCAAAUGAUGAUUGAAAUUUCAAAGAAAGACAUUUAUGAAACUCACUUUGAAAAGAAAUUUUUGGAUGAAAGUAGACAAUUCUAUACUAAGGAGGCUAACGAUUACUUUGAAUCAUCUACUGCAACAGACUAUCUUAAGAAGGUUACACAACGUUUAAAGGAGGAAAGAGACAGAGUUGACAGAUGUAUGGAUCCUGACACAAAAGCAAAGAUUGAAAACGUCUUAAAGACUGUCAUGAUUGACAAAUUCAAGCAUAGAAUUAUUGAAAAAGAAGGAUCGGGUUGUAUUGUUAUGCUUCAAACUUGGAGAGUUGAUGAUUUGCGUCUCGUUUUCGAUGUAUUAUCUCUUGUUGAUGGUGCAUUAGAUCCAUGUGUAGAUUUAGUAGAAAACUUUUGUAGAAGUGAAGGCUAUCACAUUGUUAAGGAUAAGGAAAAGGAAGAAAAUCCUGUCGAUUUUAUUGCAGAUUUGAUUGUUUUGAAGGAAAAGUAUGAGGAUCUUCUCGUUCGUGCCUUCUCGAUCAAGAAAGGUAAGAACGUCAUGAGAGAUUCCAAGUUCCAAGCAUGUGUGAAGAAGGCGUUCGAUGACGUGAUUAAUGCCAAUGAAAGAUUCCCUGAAUAUUUGUCUCUCUAUGUGGACAGCAAGUUGAAGAAGGGUAAAACUCAAAUCAAUGAAUCUGAAUUCGACGUGCUCUUUGAACAAGUCAUUGCAUUGUUCAGACACUUGCGUGAGAAGGAUAUCUUUGAAAAGUAUUACAAGACACACUUGGCAAAGAGAUUGCUCAACCAACGUUCUCAAUCAGACGACGCCGAAAAGGCAUUCAUUGCCAAAUUGAAGCAAGAAUUUGGUUAUCAAUUCACCACAAAAUUAGAAGGAAUGUUUACUGAUAUGAGAUUGAGUAGAGAAACAAACGAGUCGUUUAAGAACUAUAUCGAACGUUAUCCAAACAAGAAGCCUCCAGUAGAUUUGAGCGUUCAAGUUUUGACCACUGGUUACUGGCCAGUCACGCAAUCGAUUGCUGUUACUGUACCUGAGUUGGUGGACAAGGCAGCCAAUAUUUUCAAAGAAUUCUACACCAACGAACACACUGGUAGAAAGGUCACAUGGCAAUUCAACAUGGGAACAUGCGACGUGAAGGCCAAUGGCUAUGAUAAGAAGUAUGAACUCAACGUUUCCACUUUCCAAAUGAUCAUUCUAUUGCUAUUUAACGAAAAGGAAUCCCUUUCAUAUGGUGACAUUUUGCAACAAACCAAGAUCCCUAUGAACGAAUUGAAGAGAAAUAUUAUGGCCUUGACAGUUAAAACUGCAACCCACCAAAAAUUAUUGACCAAUAGCUCAGAUAAGACCCUUACCAAAGACUCUGUAUUCACUGUUAACAAUGAUUUUGAAAGCAAAUUGAUUAAGGUUAAAAUCUCGCCAGUUGUCGUGAAGGAAACAAAGGAGCAGCAAGAAGAAACCAAGCAAAAAGUCGAUGAAGAAAGAAAGUGGAUGUUGGAUGCUGCUAUUGUCCGUAUUAUGAAGGCAAGAAAGACGCUCGAACACAGAGAUCUUGUCAUUGAAGUGACCAAGCAAUUACAACAAAGAUUUAUGCCAUCGCCAGACAUGAUUAAGAAACGUAUUGAAAGUUUGAUUGAAAGAGAAUAUUUGGAACGUUCCACAGAAAGUCGUUCCAAGUACAACUAUGUAGCAUAA